GGAAGGAUGGGUCCCAUCCCCCCCCAACCCCUCCCUGCCUCCCAGCAGGGAGGGAAAGCCAGGCAAGGUCUGGCCGGAGGAUCUGCUUUGAUCCUCCUAUCACCAUGCCGGCCCACAUGUUAGAGUAGUGUGUGUGUCGGAGGAGGGGCGUGUGUGCAUGCUGCUGGGCAGGACUGAGCAGGGUUUAAAAGGCCCGGCGCAGCUGCACUCGGUCUCUUCUUCUUGUGUGCAUCGCCCAGAGAACAUCACCCCCCUGGACCCCCCUGGACAACGAGCAUUUAACCCCUACUAUCCCACCAACGAAUCCCAUUAACCCCUACUGCUAUCCCACCAACGAAUCCCAUCCAUUCAAACCCCUGCUAUCCCACCAACGAUCCCACUAACUCCCAUUCCCAUCAAACCCCUACUCCAUUAACCCCUACUGAUCAAACCCCUGCUAUCCCACCAACGCCCAUCAAACCCCUACUCCAUUCAAACCCCUAUUAUCCCACCAACGAUCCCUAUCCCCUGUACCCCAACUCCCUUUUGUUGGUUCAGGGAAAGUUUAGCACCAGGAAGGGCGGGAAAUUAUAUCGUGUGUGAUUGUGUAUGUGUAGUUAGAUUGUGGGUGAAUUUUGGGGAUUGUUAGUGUAAAUGAGGAUUGUUUCAUUUAGUUGUUUUAUGUUGUGUAAUUGGUAUAUCUGCAUUAGAGGUAGUUACUGUUUUUAUUGUUGAGUGUCGUAUUAAAUAUAUUGUGUUAUUUGUAACUUCUGUGGUGUGUUUGUUAUUAUGGUAAGUAGAGUAGUAAUCGCACGCAGAUAGUUAGUACAGUACAGUAUAUAGCGUACAUAGUGAAAGGCCAUUUAAGAGUAGUUCUUUAAGGAAUAAAUAGGCGGAGUUAAGUAUCGAACAUCUGCAUAAACAGCGAUAACGAAUACACCCCCUUAACAUUGGCGAGCCAGCGGCCCCUGCAUAUAGCGUUAUUUCUGCGUUCGGUUUUGAGGCUAGGGAUCGGUUAUACUGUGAUUAUCAGGCGGUAGAGACAAGGUUGAAUGUCUGCCCUGAUAAUUCGGACAGGUAACGCGAGUUAUAGUGUAGUACCAAACGUAAAUCACGCUUAAGCAGAGAAUCUAUAAUCUAUCUGUUACUAAAAAUUUUUAUUUAUUUUUGAUUACCUUUCACGGACGCGUACGCAUUGCUGAAAGGAAAAAUCACGUCACGAGAAGAGAUCCAUCGUUAUCGGAGCAGGAUAAAAGUCUAGUCUGGUAGGGAGAAAGGCGUUCCGGAAGUUAAAGGACCUUCUACAAGCAGCAAGGACAAAGGUUAGCACCGAUUGAAUGAUGACAUCUCAACCAAAAAACAGACAAGGGAGACUCUCCAUGGGACAUAAUUGCCAGGAUAGGGAUCUUCCGAACGGAAUACGUCUCCAGCUUGUGAUACUGGUGGUAAGCAUGUUGGUGGCAGGCUCGGCCUAUUCAGGGAAGGGUCUGGAAGCAAUUCAUGGUAUGACUAACAUACCACUUAAUGAACCCAGUCUUUUAAUGGUGGAGUGUUUGGGUGGCAAGAUCCUGAAACCAUACGAGAACUUUACUUUUAAACCAGGGCAGUGGUAUCUGUAUGGUUUCCAGAGAGAGGGUUUUGACAGAGGUGUAAUCCAACAUUAUACCCCUGUGGAGAAUGUGUCUGCCAUACAACAUGACUUACAUGCCCUCUGCCUCAAGGAGUUUAGACAUUUUCAGGAUUCAGAACCAAUACCUAUUAAAUCUUUUAGAUGGGUAUCUAGAGACCCGCACUUACACCCUUAUAAGAAGGUGGAAGUCAAUAAUACAACGGUGUUGUGUACCAAAGAAGGAGUUCUGAGUCCUGAAGAUGUCACUGGGGCAGAAUAUAGCGGUUGGUUUAUCCUUCAGGCUACCUUCACAAAGAGGGAUAGCUGUCAGGCUCACCGUCUGAUCCAACGAAGAAGGAGCAGGAACUUGUAGAACACGAACCCACAAGCGCCUCGCACAACACUAACCCA
Messenger RNA from Xenopus laevis (African clawed frog), 1999 nucleotides. RefSeq lists its product as uncharacterized. The transcript is spliced from 2 exons. NCBI's taxonomy places the organism in Eukaryota, Metazoa, Chordata, Amphibia, Anura, Pipidae. The record is from RefSeq and is a predicted model, not a curated record. Bases 1317 to 1961 code for a protein of 214 amino acids.